This is a messenger RNA of Malassezia japonica, 1545 nucleotides long. RefSeq names its product proteasome regulatory particle subunit (gene RPN5). The transcript has a single exon. Gene Ontology annotation, cellular component: proteasome regulatory particle, lid subcomplex; cytoplasm. Bases 1 to 1545 code for a protein of 514 amino acids. The record is from RefSeq and is a predicted model, not a curated record. Lineage: Eukaryota; Fungi; Basidiomycota; Malasseziomycetes; Malasseziales; Malasseziaceae.
AUGAGCCACGAGAAGCAGGAGGCGGACUAUACGGCGGAGGUGGACACGCUCCUCCCCCAGCUCGAGGUGCAGGUGAAGAGCAGCGGCCUGCAGGCCGCGCUUGAGCUUAUUGCGCCGCUCGAGAAGCGCGCGCGCGGCGGUGGCGAUUUGCUGAGCACGUCGCGCCUGCUGCUCGUCAGCGUCCUGAUGAUCCGCACCACGCCGAGCGUCAAGGAGACGGAUAUGAAGCUGUUGUGCGACACGAUUGUCGGCUAUUCCAAGAAGCACGGGCAGCUGAAGCAGGCGAUUGCGCGCAUGGUGCAGCUCGCGAUGCUCUUUCUCCAGAAGCCGGCGGCGGCGGACGCCAAGGUCCCGAAGUCGAUCUAUGCGAUUGUCGACAAGGAGCUCUUUGCCGACGAGAAGAAGCCCGAGGCGAUGGACACGGACGAUGCCGCGGACGAGUCGGACGACAAGGCGGGCAUGGAAGACGGCCGAAUCACGGUGCUCAUGCAGCAGGGCCGCGCCCUUGGCGAUACUGGCUUGGACGACAAGCUGCGCCUGCAGCUCAUCGAGACCCUGCGCGAGGUCACCGAAGGCAAGGUGUUUGUCGAGGUCGAGCGCGCGCGCGUCUCGCGCAUGAUGUCAGACCUGUUGUACGCCCAGGGCGACGUGAACCAGGCGGCGGAUGUCCUGCAGGACCUCGCCGUGGAGACCUUUGGCUCGCUCGAGCGCCGCGAAAAGGUCGAGUUCAUUCUCGAGCAGAUGCGCCUGAACAUGGAGCGCGGCGACUUUCACCGCGUCAACCUCUUUUCGCGCAAGAUUCAUACCAAGUUCUUUGAGGACGAAGCGCAGCAGGACCUCAAGUUGCUGUACUAUGACCUGAUGAUCCGUGCGGGGAUGCACGACCGCAAGCACCUCGACGUGUGCAAGUACUACCGCGAAGUCCUCAACACGCCCUCGGUGCGCGCGGACACCCAAAAGAGCGAAGAGACGCUCCGCAACGUGAUCCUCUUCCUCGUUCUCGCGCCGUACGACAACGAGCAGAGCGACCUGAUGAGCCGCGUCGAGACGAUGGAGCGCCUCGACACUGUGCCGGAGCACCGCAGCCUGCUCAAGUGCUUCACUACGCCAGAACUCAUGCGGUGGCCGGGCAUCGAGGCGCUCUACGGCGAUAUGCUCAAGGCGACGCCCAUCUUUGCGGGCUCCAGCGAGGCGGACGCACGCUGGAAGGAGCUCCACGCGCGCGUCGUCGAGCACAACAUCCAGGUCGUGUCCAAGUACUACACCAAGAUCCGCCUCGAGCGCCUCGCACAGCUCCUCGACCUCACCCCGGCCGAGGCAGAAGAGGCACUCGCGGACCUCGUGGUGAAAAAGACCAUCCACGCGCGCAUCGACCGCCCGUCGAAGCUCGUCGACUUUGAGGCGCGCCUUUCCGACGCGGAAGUGCUCAACCACUGGAGCAGCGAUAUGGGCAAGCUCCUGCGCACCGUCGAAAAGGUCUCGCACCUCGUCGAGAAGGAGUGGGCGAUCCAGCGCGCGGGGCUCGUAGUGAAAGCGAAUGAGUAG